AUAACUGGGCACGUCCGCUCCAUCCGUCGCCAAAAACGGUGCACGUUCGCGUUGAUCGAGGAUGGGAGUACGUCCGAGGGGCUGCAGGCUGUUUUUAGACAUGGGGUUGUUCAACGGGGAGGAACGAGUACGGCGAUGGUAGAGAAACUCAAACAAAUAACGUUCGGAGCUGCGGUGAAUGUGACUGGGAGGUUGGUGGAGAGUAAAGGGCCGGGGCAGGAUGUGGAGUUGGUUGUGGAGGGUGGGGUUGAGGUGGUGGGGAGGUGUGAUCCGGAUACGUAUCCUUUGCAGUUGCAUCAUUCUUCCUCCCCUUCCUCUGUCUCCUCCUCUGUCACCCCUGGUGCUCACUCGUCCUCUGGUAUCCCUUCGUCCUCUGGCCCCCACUCGUCCUCUGGCGCUCACUCCGCGGAAUACCUCCGCGAACACCUACACCUCCGUCUGCGCACACCCGGGAUGCAGCAUACGAUGCGUCUACGCGCCAAGGUCAAAGAAGCGCUGGAGGGGUAUUUGACGGGGGAACAGGAGUUUGUGUAUGUGCAUACGCCGGUUAUUACGGGGAUUGAUGCGGAGGGAGGGGGGGAGAGUUUUAGGGUUGGGAGGAUUGGGAAGGAGAACACGAAUCGUGAGGCGGGAAAGGAAGAGGAAGAAGAAGAGUUCUUCGGCCGACCAGCUCAUCUGACUGUAUCGUCGCAGCUCCAUCUGGAAGCGUUCCAAGCGGCACUGGGGAGGGUGUAUACCCUUGCACCGUGUUUUAGAGCUGAGAGGAGCAUGACGGGGAGACAUCUUGCGGAGUUUUGGAUGUUGGAGUGUGAAUGGGGUGGGGUGGGAGAUAUAAUAGGGAUGGAUGGGGCGAGGGAGGGGUUGGUGUCCCCUUCCUCCUCCUCACGCGAUUUACAUGGUCUGUGUACGUUUGUGGAAGAUAUGCUCCGGUAUACUAUUGCGCGGGUUCUUCCUAACACGGACAACGAAGUUGCUCAAGCAGCGUUCAGUCAGAAACCUUGGCCUAGGAUUACGUACACCGAGGCUAUACGUAUUCUACAACAAGCUCAGCCCCUGUUCACGUACCCCCCGAUUCUUGGACAUUCUCUACAAUCAGAACACGAGAAAUACCUCGCAGAGGUGGUGUUCAACGGUCCGGUGUUUGUUAUGGACUACCCGCGCGGGGUGAAGCCGUUUUAUAUGAGGGUUAAUGGGGAUAAGAAGAAUAUGGAGACAGUAGCGUGUUUUGAUCUCCUCGUUCCUCGGGUCGGGGAACUCGUGGGGGGCAGUGUGAGGGAAGAGAGGUAUGAGGUGUUGAGGAUGAGUAUGGUUGAGGCUGGGUUGAUUUCUUCCCCUUCUCCUUCCUCCCCUUCCUCCCCUUCCCCCUCGUCUCCCUUGUCUCUCUCCUCCCCCUCGUCUCCCUCGUCUCCCUUGUUUCCCUCGUCUCCCUCCUCUUCUCCUUCCCCCACCUCCCCCUCGUCUAAAAAACCCCCCCAAAACCCAUACGAAUGGUACCUCGACCUCCGCCGCCACGGGUCGGUCCCACAUGGUGGGUUUGGGAUGGGGUUCGAGAGGUUGAUUAUGUGGUUAGGGGUAGGGAAUAUCAGAGAAAGCGUGGGGAUGCCGAGGUGGAAAGGGUGGAUGGGGAUGUGAGGAUGUGAGGGUUCGUUGAUUGAAACUUUGAGCUUAGCGCUUAGUCCUUAGGCUUAGGCUUGAGUGUGUAGAAGUCCUUCAAGAAUGCUGGGUCUCCUUCUGAGUCAUAGCACUGAUCGGAAGUGGUACGUACAUACGACGAACAUUUUCAUUUUUCCGGAAUAAGUUCGGUUUCGAGUUUGUGCUAGUAGGCUGUGGUGGUAGGUCCACUCAACCACUGGCGGGAGUAAGUAGAAGUAUGAUAUGUAGUAUCGACGGCUAUCGACGGGCUAGGGCCUGCUACAGCGUGCUCCCCUCUGAGUCCAUGUGGUAAUAAUUAUAAUUUAAAACAUU
Messenger RNA from Lentinula edodes (shiitake mushroom), 1965 nucleotides. RefSeq lists its product as uncharacterized. NCBI's taxonomy places the organism in Eukaryota, Fungi, Basidiomycota, Agaricomycetes, Agaricales, Omphalotaceae. Gene Ontology annotation, cellular component: mitochondrion. Gene Ontology annotation, molecular function: ATP binding; asparagine-tRNA ligase activity. Bases 136 to 1632 code for a protein of 498 amino acids. The transcript is spliced from 5 exons. Gene Ontology annotation, biological process: asparaginyl-tRNA aminoacylation. The record is from RefSeq and is a predicted model, not a curated record.